Zophobas morio is the source of this 846-nucleotide messenger RNA. RefSeq names its product sperm-associated antigen 7. The transcript has 4 exons. Gene Ontology annotation, molecular function: nucleic acid binding. Bases 97 to 774 code for a protein of 225 amino acids. The record is from RefSeq and is a predicted model, not a curated record. NCBI's taxonomy places the organism in Eukaryota, Metazoa, Arthropoda, Insecta, Coleoptera, Tenebrionidae.
UGCACUGUCUGAAAAAAUUACUAGAAUUAUUUUUGUCUUUCUAUUUCCAAUUUUCCGAGCCUAAAGUCGUAGAUAUAUCAACCUGUAAUCGACAAAAUGGAUUUGCUAGGUUCUAUAAUGAAUUCGAUGGAGAAACCCCCCAGCUUGAGCGAGAAAGAGCGGCUGUUAAUCAAAAAAAGAAAAGAAGAAAUAGAAAAACGACAAGCCGAAGAAAAAGAACGUCUGAAACGAUUUAAAGAACGCGUUGAGUCCAAAUUGGAAUCGUAUUUUAAAAUUGCCACAAACACGAUGUUGAAGUUUGAACCAAUGGAUCAAAUUUAUCGAAGCAUCAUACACGAAGCUGCGGAAUCUACCGGUUUACUAUCGUACGCCUUUGGUACUGAUGGUGUCGACAGGUACAUUAGAGUGUACCGUAAAGAAAACGCUCCCUGUGAGGAUGAACUGGCCGCCAGAAGGCGAGGAGAACCGUGGAACGAGGACAUUAAACGACACUUGAUAGAAAAGAGAAAACUGGAAGCUUUAGAAGAAGCAGAAGCGGCAAAAAGAAAGCCAGAGAAAUUCGUCCCCAAUUCAAACUACAGAGAUAAGUAUGUGCAUCUUAUUGGACAAGAAGCGGCACUAGAAGCUGCCAAGAAAACUGAAACUAACAAAACUUAUGGUUUUGUGCCUAGCGAGAAUAAGAAGGACGUUAGGUCUAUUGAACAAACCAUGGCAGACAUUAGAGACAAAAAACGGCUUAAAACCACCCAUGAAACGACAUCUAAUGAUAAUUAGAUUUUUAUUUUAAUAUUAUACACUUAGCAUUAUUUAUUGUAACCAUUACACAAUCACAAAAAUUCUGAUGAA